Molecule: messenger RNA, 2202 nt
Organism: Aspergillus calidoustus
Lineage: Eukaryota; Fungi; Ascomycota; Eurotiomycetes; Eurotiales; Aspergillaceae
Source: the annotation of a GenBank genome assembly
AUGGCACAUUCCUUUCAACCGCCUCAGGGCUCUAUGACAGGUUACAUCCAAGAGCCGCCCCCGCUCUCCGCAUAUUCAAUUUUGGGCCAGCACCAGUAUUCGGAGGGUGUUGCGCUCUGGCACAGUUCCUCGGCACAGCAGCAACAGACGCAACCUCAAAUUUCCCCGGUACCUCUCACACCAGCCACUCCCAAGACACCAUCGCUCCUCCAGCCACUUCCAGACCAGAAAAAGCAUAAACGUACCCGGAGCGGCUGCUUUACUUGCCGAGCCCGUCGGAUCAAGUGUGACGAAAGCCGUCCUACCUGCGAAAGAUGCCGAAAGGGUAAUCGAGAAUGCGUUUACCCUAGUUCAACAACUGGCUCGGCUUCAAAGCCCGCGCCUCGUUCCGUGACAAAAGCCAAAUCUUCUCGCCCGCAAUCCCGUGGAAGUGAUUCUUCUGGUCCUCUUGAAGCCGGCAUUCUGGAACCCAUCGCCGACGAGGAAGAGGAAGUGGGAGCUAGCCCUGGGUCGAGUACUCAUCAAUCACCACCACCACCACCACCACCACCACCACCGUCAACCACUGGGAUUGCCGCUUCUGCUGGAUCGAAGCCGGCGCUGCCGAGGAAGCAGAGUGCUCAAUCUCUACGGCGUCGUAAGGCGAAACAGCCAGUCAUCACGACCACUGACCCUGUGCCCGGUCGCAAAGAGAACAGUAGCUCUCCCUCGACCGAGGGCGGCUCAUCGAGAUUCGGAUCAUUGAGCGCUCGCUCGGACAGUGUCGGAUUUCUCUUUUUUGACUCUUCAGGUGACCCUAGUACGGCUCAUCUUCCUGAGGAUAUACGCUUUUAUUAUUCCUACCACCGAGAUUCGAUCAAUUUUCGCCAUUACUUCCUAAAUCCCCGCAGUGCCAGCUUCGUUAGGGAUGCCCUCCUUGAAUAUGCUUUGCAAUAUGAACCUUUGCUCUACGCAAUCGUGGGCUUCGCGGCCUAUCAUCACUGUGUGCAAACCAAUGGUGCAAAGCUCUACACAUUCCUCAAAUAUUACAACAAGGCGUUAUCACUCUUGCGAAAAUCAUUAGGCUCAGGCGAGCCAUAUAGUGAGGCAACCUUGGCAACAGUGCUCGUGUUGACGACUUUCGAGGAGUUCAUAGGUGACUGGGUCAAUCUGAUCGAUCACCAUCAAGCUGCUCAUGUUCUGAUACGCGAACUUCUUACACCCGAAUCCGCAAGCUUUGACGAUGUUCACAGGCAUCUUUUCGAGUGGUAUGCACGAUUCGAUAUUGUCGCUGGUCUUGUUUCAGGAAACGAAAUGGUUCUAGGCCGAGAUUGGUACAUCAUGCGAGAGGAGUACGACGCCAAGGAGGCAGCUAAUCAUCCGGACGACAUUGAGAAACAACUAGCGUUGACAUCGUCAAUCAACCGUCGCUUUGGCCUGGAAAUGGCAUCCUUGUACGCCAAAUUGUCGCGUGGCAUGAUUGACUUUGGAGACUUCUUAGCUCAGAAUGAGCAACUUGGCCAAAACCUGGACCGGGUUAGAGACAUUCUUAGCCGAUUCGCUACGCAGUACAUCAUCCAGACCUACCCUGAUCAGAAGCCCUUGACGGGAGACGAUAUUGUUGAUCCAUAUAUUCCCGGCGGAUUGCACUACGGGCCCUUGUGGGAUGCAAACUUCGCCUGGAUUGAUUAUUACUCCACCAAGGCCAUGUACAAGUUUCAGUUCCUCACUGCUACGCAGCAAGGAUCGAUGGAGGAAUUGAUGUCUCUAUCAUUUGAGCAAGCCCGGUUGAUCGAGACUAUUGAACGCUGGCCAGAUAAGGAAAAAGGAUAUGUUUUCGGUUUCAAGAACAGCAUCACAAUGGCCAGCAUGUUCUUUCCUAGGGAUAAUAGGCAUCUCAUGUGGUGCAGGCGGAUAUUUGCUCUUAUGGAACAAAGCGGGUACGUUAUUGCGCCAAAGUUCCGAGCGGCUCUUGCUGCACUCUGGCAACUCCCAGAGCUCAAUCACUGGUGGCUCCCAGACGAUGAAGCGUAUCCAACAAUUAUUCGACAAAUCCGCGAGAUGACCGAAGAGCGAACCAACAAUCCUCGCGAUGACUUCCGAGAAAGCGUGCGCGAUAUGAAGGCCGUCUUUGGAAAACUCAAUCUUGAUGACACUGAAAGCGAGCCUAGUCCGCCUGCUGGUAACACAGAGGUGCCGCGACCUGCAGGUCCGAAGAAGUAA